GUACUUCAUUGCUAAUUGAGUUGGCAGCCUUGCAUGUCAGUUGGUCUGAAAUUCGCCGACAAGAAUAAAUAAAAGAACGAAAACAGUGAAGAAAAUUGUAAAAUUUCUGUUCAAAACCAUUUCUUAUCUAAAUUAUCGACUGGAAUCAAGUAGACGAAUGAUCAAAUAAACGUUUGAAAAAAAGCAGUGUAAUUUUUUAGGCUAAUUUAGAAAAUUGGGUUUGCAUUGCAAGUGCCUGUUGGCGACGUUGACGUUGGCGUUAGCGUUGCAGGGUGACAGAGCGAUUGGAAAACCAGAUCAACAAAGACAUCGCCGACGUUGACAGCAUUUCUGCUCUGCGCGUAAAACUCGUAAAACCAUGGGGAUCAACGUCAGCAGACAAGCUAUUCUAUCCGAGAAUGAACUAUUGCAACGCUUUGUUGGACGUACCCAUAUUCUACAAGAUGACGCGUCAUACUGGAAUGCACUAUUGAACUAUCAUAUCACAAUGCCAGAGGAUAGUCAAGAUCAGUUAAGUUUGGACUCACGUCUUGAGGCACUCUGCCAAUCGUUCAUAAGUAACAAUCUUAAAACAGGCAACUUUGGCUCACUGGUAUCUGUGUUUCUUGAAAGAGCCGCUGAGUUACUUUCUUUGUCUGAUAAAGAAAGCAACCUGCACAUAUGGCAAACAUUCAAUGCCCUGUUUAUAAUACGUUCGUUAGUUAAGUACAUCAUUGAGACUGGGUCCGAGUUUCAGCUUUUGCAACACUUCGAAGCGAUACCUAAUGAAGAGUUAUUGCGGGCAGAAGAAGGCGCAGCGAACACUGGCGCACAUGCUGACUGUACUACAAUCGCUGUUGAGGCCACCGAGGAUGGCGCUGCUGGUAGCGUGCUCGCAAAGGCAGCAGUAAUUGUUGAUGGCGCGAAGUUUGAGUCUUUCAUCGACGCGCUUGUAAAUCUGAUUGUGGUGAUUCCAGUCAAGGAGUUCACAUAUCACUUGCAUUUGGAGGCAGUGAAUACUUUCAUCACUCUUCUCUCCGUACACUUAUUCACCGAGCAACCCACAGAGAAAUUAAUAAUUUUUAGAACUAUAUACAAAUGCCAGCAUGCAAAUGUGCUUGUAUCCGCACUAUUGCAUUAUGUUGCGCGUAUGGUUGAAGUACCACAUACCAUGUUUGGCUCUUCAUCUUCUGGUUCAUUCGUUUUUGGUAUCGCUGAGUCGUUGCUUUCUAUUUUCACCUUCCGCAAACAACAGGAUGUACUGAAAGCAACUGGCGCUACUGGCGCUGAACUUUCGCAACAAUUUCGUGAACACUAUCCACUUGCAAAUCAAAGUCUUCUACUGAUUCUUAUACUAACAAAUCACUGUACCACUAAAGAUAAUCCAUAUCGCGCUAGCUUAUUUGGCUGCGCUGAUUCGAAAGAUUCGCCGAAGGAAGGCGCUUCUUUCCAGAUCGACUUCACCUCCGUUUACGAGACUUUAUGUCGUAUUGUGACUAUCGACCAAGCCACAUUGUUGUUAUAUCUCUUGCUACAUCGAAAUGAACGUUUCUACCGCUUUGUAAUGGCGCAGAAUGACCUAGAGAAUUUGGUGAUACCUAUAUUGCAGACAUUGUACCAUGCUCCGGAUAGUACUUCGCAUCACAUCUACAUGUCACUAAUCGUCCUGCUAAUACUUAGUGAGGAUGAUGGAUUCAACAAGAAUGUGCAUAAUAUAAUGCUUAAAAAUAUCCAUUGGUACACAGAGCGCACCAUAUCGGAGAUAUCGCUGGGUGGUCUUCUAAUCCUGGUUGUCAUACGCACUAUUCAAUAUAAUAUGUUGAAAAUGCGUGAUAAAUAUUUGCAUACAAACUGUCUGGCGGCGCUGGCGAAUAUGUCUGGGCAGUUUCGCGCAUUACAUCCAUAUGUAGCGCAAAGACUUAUAUCCCUUUUUGAAACAUUAGCGCGUAAGCACACGCGUCUCGAUGCGCAGCUGAAAGAACCUGUUAAUAAUGGAGUUUUCGUGAACGUUAACACCACGCCUGAGGAUAUGCUACAAGAUCUCACAGUGUUAGAAGAGGUGUUACGAAUGGUUUUAGAGAUACUUAACUCUUGUCUAUCCAAUCAGUUGGUUUACUGCCCAAAUCUGGUCUACACUUUACUAUAUAAACGAAGUGUUUUCGAAAGUUUCCGCAGUCAUCACGCGUUUCAAGAUAUAAUACAGAACAUAGAUAUGGUUGUAGGAUUCUUUUCCUCGCGUCUGCAGCGAGUUCAGGAGCAGCGUGGAGAACUGGGCGUAAACGAGGUGUUUGAGGUGAUAUCUAAAGGUGCCAGUCAAUGGUCGAGUGACCGGCUUAGGAAAUUCCCUGACUUGAAAUUCAAAUAUGUUGAGGAAGAUGCGCCUGAGGAGUUUUUCAUUCCGUACGUAUGGACAUUGGUAUGCAAAUACGGUUGCGUGCAUUUUAGUUCGGAAAGUAUUAAAGGUGUGACCACGGAUAUACAAUGCUAAUACAAUACGACAAUAGAUGAAAUUAACACUAAGCAGCAACAACACAUACAGUACACCGACUUUUUGAAGUUUGGGUUUUGUAGAAGUGAGAUGCAAUUGGUAGUAAUAAUGGCGCUGAUAGUAUUGUAACGAAGAUAUCUAUCAGCUUAGUGUGUAAUAUAUUAGCCUUAGAGGAAUCAUAUAUAUUUUUCAUUUCUGCCAACUUCUUAAGCGUCAAAACAUACACGCUGACGCGACAAUUACAAAAAUACAUAUGUAUGUGCUUAUCACGUAGGAAAAAAGAAGUUUGUAAGAAAAUAUCUUCGCAUGGGGGUGUAUUAGAAAUACAACAAUUUACUUUUAAGUAUUUUUAUGAUAAAUGUUGCUGAUUUUUUAUGUUACAGCUUUACAUAUUUUCUCUCCUAUAAAUUAAAAUCGACCCAAUGAAUGAUUGAAUUAAUAAAUUUUGGAUAUGCGCGCAAUAUAGACGAUAAUUUUAAAUUGCUCUUUCAUCUAUACGAAAACUACUACUUAUAAAUUAAAUUAUAGAUCUUGGGGGCGUUAUACAAAAUUUGAAAUAUUAAUUAGAAAACUAUUACAUCUAAAUUAAAUUAAAUUAAAGCAAUUCGAUUGUACGAAUGAACAACUGAGCUGUAAAACGCCCCAAACAGUUGCAAAAAUUAGCAAUAAAUGAAAUAUUUCAAAAUUCAAAGUGAAAGUCAGAUGUAAACGACAGCGAGCACGAGGCAAAGCAUAAUAUGGAUGAACUCGGUGAUAAGUUCAUGGCAUCGGAUUUUCUGAUUUUUGCAAUUGGGCUUAGUAAAAAAUUUGAACAAGUGAAAAAAAAACAAAUAGAAUCUAUAUAUACCUUGAAACUUGAUAUUUACAUUCUAUGUAUGUUGAAGAUUAUAGAUUAUAUAUACAAUAUUAUAAAUACAUUUAAACAGAUAAAUUCAUGAAAAACUAAAAUUAUACGAUUUUAUUCUGGAGUAAAAAGUUAUAUAGUUCAUAUAUACAUACAGAAUAUGUGCAAAUAUUAAGCAGAUAAACCAUGCUGUGCACGGGCACUAUGUGCAUAUAUGUAUAUGUUUAUCCACAUAUAUGUAUGUAUGUAUGCAGAUAAAAAA
This is a messenger RNA of Rhagoletis zephyria (snowberry fruit fly), 3573 nucleotides long. Its product is annotated as dymeclin. Gene Ontology annotation, biological process: Golgi organization. The record is from RefSeq and is a predicted model, not a curated record. Gene Ontology annotation, cellular component: Golgi apparatus. Lineage: Eukaryota; Metazoa; Arthropoda; Insecta; Diptera; Tephritidae.